AUGGAUUUGCCCCCAGUCCAACAACCACAACCACAACAACAACAGCCUCAACCUCCAGUCUCUCCUACAGCCACCAGACAACCCGGAUCAUCUACACCAAAACCAAAAAGGGCUACAAAGUCUGAUGCAGCCCCUUCCACUAAGAAGACUAGAACCUCUGUUGCUACACAAGUUCUGAAGUCAAACUCUGAUGUGCCAACAAACUCUGACAGAGUUCCUCCUGCCAGUCCUAAAUCAAAGACAGCUAGAUUUAAAAGAAGGGCAAACAAGCCUAAGAGGGCAAAGGUGCCCAUUACUGAGAUCACAGAUUUUACUGUUGAGGAAGAGCAAGCACCAUCCACUUCACUUACUGAUAUAUCUCAAGCUCUGAUGGUGCAUCCCCUUCAAGCUGUUCCAAUCUCUGCUGCUGCAGCAUCCUCUACUUCAUCUGAAGUAGAUGAGGAAAUAAUAUGCAAGGAACAAGCUACAGCUGAAGCUGAGACAACAGUGUCUGAUUCUUAA
This is a messenger RNA of Daucus carota subsp. sativus, 501 nucleotides long. Its product is annotated as pollen-specific leucine-rich repeat extensin-like protein 2. The record is from RefSeq and is a predicted model, not a curated record. Lineage: Eukaryota; Viridiplantae; Streptophyta; Magnoliopsida; Apiales; Apiaceae. The transcript has 2 exons. Bases 1 to 501 code for a protein of 166 amino acids.